GAUCAAACGAGUCUACAAUUUCGUAGCGAACCCGGACUCUUAUUUUGAAAUGGCGUGAACGCUCAGUGCCGAAUCAGCCGCGUUCAGGAGAGACCAGACAGGAAACAGCGCAGCGGUGAGCUGGAUGGGGUGGUUAUCACCGCUCGGGACGGAGAGCGGCUUUAAUUCGUCUUCAGUCAGAAAUGAGCUGAGCUGAGCGCCGUGAGGGAGACGGUCCGGCAGUUUCACGGAGGGGGAUGCGCAGCUGGAAGUGGUACUUCUCCCGGGUCAUGCACCUCUCCCUGCGCUGGUUCCGGCUGUGUCCACGGCGGAGACGGGCGAAGCGGCCCGGGAGGCUCCGGGAUCUGUGGAACUACGGAAAAGUGAUCCUCAAUUCCCUCUACUUCAACACCCUCACCAACUGGGACACGGUCCUCGACUCCAUGUUCGAACCCGUUUACUGGCUGGUGGACAACCUGACCCGCUGGUUUGGCGUGGUGUUUGUGUGUCUGGUGAUUGCUCUCACCAGCUCCGUGGUGUUGAUCGUCUACCUCUGCGUCCUCCCGCUGAUUAUAGACACAUACCCCGCUCACUGGAUCCUCUGGCACCUCUGUUACGGCCACUGGAACCUCGUAAUGGUGGUCUUUCACUACUACAAAGCCACCACAACCUCCCCUGGAUGUCCUCCACAGGAGAAGAGCGAUAUUCCUACAGUGACCAUUUGUAAAAAGUGUAUCGUUCCCAAACCAGCAAGAACGCACCACUGCAGUAUCUGCAACAGGUGUGUUUUGAAAAUGGACCACCACUGCCCCUGGCUGAAUAACUGCGUGGGCCACUUCAACCAUCGCUACUUCUUUUCCUUCUGCCUUUAUAUGACCAUGGGCUGCAUCUACUGCAGCAUCAGCGCCAAAGACAUGUUCUUGGAUGCUUACAAUGCCAUUGAGAGCUAUUAUCAGACUCCUCCCCCUUCGUUCACGGCUCAGGAGAGGUUGUUUCAUAAGAGCCUUCUGUACCUGUGGGUGCUCACCAGCUCGGUGGCGCUUGCCUUGGGAGGACUGACCAUCUGGCAUGCUGUGCUCAUCACCAGAGGAGAGACCAGCGUGGAGAGACACAUCAACCGCAAAGAGAAGAAGCGGCUGAAGGAGCGGGGCAAGGUGUUCCGGAAUCCAUAUCACUACGGAAAAAUAAAUAACUGGAAGAUACUGUUUGGUGUAGAGAAGUCCAGUCACUGGUUAACGCGGGUGCUCCUACCCUCCAGUCACCUGCCCUGUGGAGACGGGAUCGUCUGGGACAGCCCUCCGCACAGAAAGGAGGCCAUGGCCAUAUGAGCUCCAGUCACACAGAAUGGACCCACAUUUCAAUCCAGACCUUCACCAGCGGAACCAGUGGAAGCACUGCAGCUCGUGAAAAGGAGAGAAUCUGCACUGCUGCACUGCUGAACCACUGCUCCUCUUCAGCCUCAUCACCAGGAGAACCUGUUCUUGUGUGUUUGUACUGUCGUGUAUUAGUGAGUCUCAACUGUGCACCGAGUUCAGAAGCUGCACUUGGUGCCAAAGAUCUUCUGCAGAAAGAUCUGAACGGGAUCCAGCGGUCAUAACGAGUGUUUUAAUAGGAUUUUAUUAUUUAUUAAAAUAUUAAACUCUUAGAAAUAAAGGUGCCAAAAAGGAGCGAUGCCAUUAGACGAACCACUUCUGGUUCCCUAAAGAUGCUUUUGGUUGAUGUUUCUUUGAAAAACCUUUUUUUUAACCCUCCUGUUGUCUUCAAAUUUACUAACAUCUAACAUCCUUGAGGUCAGUUUGACACCAGCAGUUUAAAUAUCUGGGAAAUAUAAUACGUGUGGUGUGAACUAUCUGUGGUUCUCGCAGUGCUACAGGUUGGGGUUCUAAAGCAGAGGGAAGCUUUUUAAAGAUUAUAAGUUGCAUGUUAUAGUGACCUGAGUAUCAUCCAAAACAACCAAAACAAAUAUGUGUAAAAUGACAUUAAUUAUAUUUUUUUGCAGCUAAAACAUCAAAUUGACCCCAAACAGAGGUGCAUACAAAAUGUAUACAGGAAAACAUAUCAUGUUAAUGUUAUGUUUACUCAGUUGUCACCAUAAAUAUUUGACCCCAUUCAGUGUUCAACGGGCUCAGUUUGACUGUGUUAAACACUGAAUGGGGUCCAAUCGAGCCCAAAGAUAAUAGGAAAGUUAAAUUAAUGGACUGUUAAUUUGUUGUGUACCUAGAACCUUAUAUCCAUUUCGCAAUAGGGAUGCACCAACCAUGAAUUUUCAGAUUUCUUUACAGUUAAACUAGCGAUUUUUAUCAGCUUUAGAAGCUCAAACUGGCUGAAUCUCAAACGGCUGAUACAGAGCACUGAACAGGCCAUGAAACUACUGCUUCUACACCCAAACAGUGCAUUGUGUGUUAUAUAGUGAGUCGUGCAGCUUAUAGUGGAAUACAAAUGGCUUUCUAUUGGACAUAUAAAGCACUACUUGGCUUUAGAAGCCAAUUUCGUGACCUACAUAGUGCACUACAUAGGGUUAAAACAUGCUGGAACACUUCCAGUACUUUCUAUUGUUUCAUUAUAAAUAACAUUUGCUCUUUAAAGGAAUGGCUCAGAAAAUCUUGUAAACAAGUUUCCACUUAACCCCAAUUAUGUAGUUGAUUAGCCGAGACAUGUUUGAUGUCCAUCUUUAGGAGCUGGAGCUGCAAGGCGAAUGUUGCUUAAAAAAACACUGAAAGUCAAUAGUCACCCAAAACUUUUCUGUGAAAACAGAACUAAGGCCCAGUCCCAUUUCUUAGUUCUACCCCUACCCCUUGUUUUCGAGUGUCCCCUUGCCCCUUGGAGCAGAGUUAGAAGGGGUAGUGGUUGAAAUCUUCCCUCUGAAAUGGGACCCUCAAAUAAAAAGAGCAUCACUUCAUUAACAGCUACCAGCGCUGCUCUGUAGGAGACCCUGCC
Molecule: messenger RNA, 2916 nt
Organism: Colossoma macropomum (tambaqui)
Lineage: Eukaryota; Metazoa; Chordata; Actinopteri; Characiformes; Serrasalmidae
Gene: zdhhc16b
Product: zinc finger DHHC-type palmitoyltransferase 16b
Exons: 10
Coding region: 237-1307 (356 amino acids)
Biological process (GO): protein palmitoylation
Cellular component (GO): Golgi apparatus
Molecular function (GO): palmitoyltransferase activity
Source: RefSeq, a predicted model, not a curated record